This is a messenger RNA of Nasonia vitripennis (jewel wasp), 678 nucleotides long. RefSeq lists its product as uncharacterized. The record is from RefSeq and is a predicted model, not a curated record. NCBI's taxonomy places the organism in Eukaryota, Metazoa, Arthropoda, Insecta, Hymenoptera, Pteromalidae. The transcript is spliced from 4 exons. Bases 13 to 678 code for a protein of 221 amino acids.
UCAUGCUCCCAGAUGUCACAAUUACCUUCAUUUCGCGGUCCUUCUUUAUCCCCUAUACCUGCAGUUAGAAGGCCUGGUCCAAGGUCUAAAACAGUCAAUACAAUACAGAGGCCACCACUGCAAGAUCGCACGAACAGACCAGUGGAUAAUGUAGGAGAUGUCAGUCAAGCUACUGCAUCCAACCAUGAAGCAGCAGAAAGCGCUUUCGCAAUGCUUCGAGAAUACAAACCAAAAUUAUUUAAAAAGUAUGUUAAAGCAGGGUACGAUGUUCAAUCAGAAAUUCACGAAACUCAUGAAAGGUAUGAGAUAGUAAAUGAUAAGGUGUAUCUUGGAUUAAAUGUCGAUGUGGGUCAAAAAACUUGGAGAAUGAUAAAUCGCCAAAGAAAAUCCAGGUUUUUAAGAGAUUUAGGAGCUGUUUUAUGGACCAAAAAGACCUUAGCCAAUCGAUGCUUGGAUAUCUCAAAGACCAAAGAAAAGCAAUUGAAUGGACAGCCAAUUCAACUACUAUCACCUAGAAAAUUAGAUUUAUAUUUAAGUUUAUACAACGAUUAUUUAAAUAAAUCAAGGUAUUACGCUCAUCUCAAUGUCGAUAACAAAAAUAUUCUUAUAAAGAAUUCGACAGAAAGUCUUAGUUUCCAUAUCAGAGAUGAGAAAAAAGCUCAGUCAUGUAUCGAAUAA